AUGGCCGACUAUUAUAAUUUAGAUAAAGAAGAUCCAUCAACCGCCCUUGAAUUCGAUCUCUAUCAAAACCUAACCCAUGAAGCGACUCUUGCAUCUGGAUCUGUCAAGUCAUAUGGGGUGAAGGAAGGCGGUAGCGCAAUUUUUGACAAGAAGAAAUCCCGGUACUCCGUCAGUGCGCAGCGACUCCUUUGGAUAGAUGGAUGGGAAAAGACAACGUUCGAGAGCGGUGAAGCAGUACAUCACCAAGAGAUGACACUGGUUGUCUUAAAGAUUGUUUUUGCUUCCUAUGACACUGAAAAAAAAUUUAGAUCCGCUAAAAUUUCUUUGAUGUUAGAAGACAUCAACGGGGAAGAAACCAAAGGCGCUAAUGAGCCAAGAGUUGAGGCGUGGGCUCCUUUUAACACACCUGAAAAAUGGAAUAUGUCAAUGUCUCAUCACACGGAAUCUAAUAAGAAAGAGGGGAGCCUUCAGUUCGAGUUUUCUGGUGCUGGGCUAUCUACUGGCCUAAGCAACGAGAGAGAAACAUCCUGGGACCAAAGCGCUUUCGAUACGGCAAUGUCAUACUCAGAAUUCAGCACAGUUACUGGCAACCCCAACACCGUAUCCUGGGUCCUUGAACAGAAUAGAUUGGAAAAGUCAGGCAUUUUGCCCAACUUCUUGGUUGCAGUGCUUAUAUCGCGACGGUCACCAGAGCCUUAUUUAGUAAGGUUCCAUAUCAACACUCGAGUGGGUACUGUGGAGGACUUGAGGGACAAGACUAAGAGCUUUUUUGGGCUAAACCCAGAAAGAACAAGGCCAUUUCGGGUUACGCCGGGGGAACGGGAGGUGUGCAGCUCCGAAGGCGCAGACAUGCGAAAGUACGUUGACGCUGAUAACCUGGGAAAACUACGAGAUGAAGAGGAUUGCACAAAGUUAGACUUCAAGUGGGGAACCAAACAUCAGCUGGAAAUUAAGCCACAGGCUAUUGGUAAGCGGAUGGAGGGGGGAUUGGGCAGUGAUGCGACUGCAGAAGAGGGAAGCGAUAGCUGGACGGAUAAGGUGCCAUCGGCUUCGUUUACAGCUCAGGCUCCCAAGGCAGGGGUUGCCAUCGUACCACCACCACAACCUACGGUACUAGGAACCCAGUUAAGCCUCCCUCCUCUGAUGAUUGGUUGGAGCGAUAUGGCCUUAACAAGCCCUGUCGACUUGGGGAGAGUGACGGCGCUUGAAGUUCGCAUAGCUCAGCUUGAGGCUCGCCUUGCAACGCAGGACGCUAUAAUAUUUCAACUGCAGCAGGCACUAGCUAUUAGAGAUAGAUGAGGUUCACCUGACAGUAGAAUUCAAAAUAUUUCAUUGCU
Trichoderma virens Gv29-8 is the source of this 1337-nucleotide messenger RNA. RefSeq lists its product as uncharacterized. The transcript has a single exon. Bases 1 to 1299 code for a protein of 432 amino acids. The record is from RefSeq and is a predicted model, not a curated record. Lineage: Eukaryota; Fungi; Ascomycota; Sordariomycetes; Hypocreales; Hypocreaceae.